AUGGCAGCCGCCCAUGGCGAAUACAGAGGCUACCUGCGCACGACCAUGGACGUGGAAGCCGACCACCACCGCAUCCAGUCUACGGCUGGCUCGGAACACUCUCAUCGGCCGCUCUUGUACGGCAUCUUGGCGAUCAUGGGAUUGCUCCAGGUGGCCUCCAGCGUGGCCAUCCUGCUACACCUGACGGGUUAUUUGCAGGAGGUAGAUUUAACCACUGCUCCACAUCGGCUUAUAGAAGAAGUGCAGACGGAGCCGGUGCUAAACGCAUUGAAAGAUACCAGGAAGAACCAACACCUCAAGAACCAGAAGAAACCACCCUCCGCCCACCUACACAUCAAGGCGGAUAAACAGUAUGCAAGGAAACCAGAUGCAGUCAUGAUCGACUGGGACGAAGUGCACGGAUACAGUCACAAGAUGGACUAUCAAAGGGGCAAAUUACUGGUGGACAGGUCGGGGUUCUACUACGUCUAUGCCAAAACCUGCUUCCGCUACUACAAACCUGGUUCUGGCGGGCCCGCCAUAGACGUGAGCAAUCUGCAGCUCAUCCAGUACAUUUACCACGAGAGCAUCAAGCAGAACAGCAAAGAGGAACGGCUGAUGAAGACAGGCAGCACCAAGCGCUGGGACAACUUCAGCUACAACAUGUACUGCGCCCAACAGGGCAGAGGCCUAUGGCUAGACCGAGGAGAUGCUUUAUACGUUACCGUAUCCAAUGCAUGGGCACUGGACCCCGAAAGAGAGGGUACAUACUUUGGGGCUAUUAAAGUUGGGUAG
This is a messenger RNA of Nerophis lumbriciformis (worm pipefish), 774 nucleotides long. The record is from RefSeq and is a predicted model, not a curated record. NCBI's taxonomy places the organism in Eukaryota, Metazoa, Chordata, Actinopteri, Syngnathiformes, Syngnathidae.